AUGACUCUCAACUUUCAAGAUGUUGACUUCUCUGUAGGUGAUAAUUUUCACUGCUACAUAAACCCAGUACAAGAACUAAGAGAUCGGAAAAGCCGUAAAUAUGUCAGUUGGAUGGAUCGUGUGUUGGAACAGCAUCAAGGCCAGUACAUUGAACGAUUCAGCAGGGCUUACUUCUUUCUACAUAGCGGGUUUAAAAAUUCCAUUGAUAAGUGGAUUGAAUUUGCCAUGCAAAAGAGAGUUCAAGUACUUGAGCUGCAGUUUCUUAUACCAAAAUAUGAUUAUGCCAGAGAUAACUAUGCAUUUCCCUAUACCUUAUUAGGUGAAUCUUUUAAGCAUAUGUACCCUUACCUUCCAACUCUACAAUCAUGUCACUACAACAUUGGUUUCAAAUUCCUUAAGGUUGUUCGCUUCCAGCAUAUCGGCAUGACUGAUGAAGUUCUCGACUACUUCUUGUCUAAUUGUCCAGUUCUUGAGAGAUUAAUUGUGAUAGAUGCAAGAGGUUUGGUCUACAACCAAAAUUAUGACUUCCCCAUAUUAGAAAAUCUGAAGCAAUUGGAAUUAAAUGUUGAGACAGAUUACCACUCGGCUCUUUAUCAUCUGUCUUCUUUCAUGAAGGUUUGUCCUCACAUCCACAGACUUGUACUGAAGUUGGACUUCCGAAGAACAGACGUCGAAACAACAGUAACCAAAGCUACCAAAUUCCCUCAUCAUAGCCUCAAGGUAGUAGAAAUUAUGGGUUAUCGUGGCUAUGAAUGUGCUGUUAAACAUGUCGUGUACUUGAUAGAGAGUGUUGUUGCACUAGAGAAGAUUAUUAUUGAUCCUGUUCGGCGUUGGAUUUGGCCCCCCGGAAUGGACAGGGAACCUGAUAUGGUGAAAGAGGAAGUGAAGGCAAGAAAGCAUGCUAAGGAACACCUUCAAGAAAGAGUUCCAUCUACUAUAGAAUUUCAAUCAUGGCAUAUUGAGGAGGAGGUGGCACCGGCAGACAUUGCGAUUUUUGAUCCUAGUAAAAAGAAGAAGAAGAAGAAGGUUGUAAUUGAGGAUCCAGCUGAUGAUACUAUGGACAAAGAAGGAGAAGGAAUUAUACUAGAGGCAUCCAAUCCUUAUUUGGAUUAUGAAUAUGAGGAGCUUCUUGAAGCAGUGUACAACAUUCUUAGGGAGAAUAAUCCUGAGCUAGCCGGAGAGAAGCGUCGGACAGUGACGAGUCCUCCGCAAGUUCUGAGCGAGGGCACAAAGAAAACCGUCUACGCGAAUUUCAAGGAGCAUUGCAAGACGAUCCAUAGGCAACCAGAGCAUGUCCAGAAUUUCUUUUUGGCCGAACUGGGGACAAUUGGAUCUCUUGAUGGACAACAGAGGCUAGUUGUCAAGGGAAGGUUCACGUCGAAGACUCUUGAAAGAAUACUGAUGCGAUAUGUGAAUGAUUAUGUGAUUUGUCUUGGGUGCAAAAGCAUCGACACUGUACUGUCGAAGGAGAGUCGCCUGAGUUUCAUCAGAUGCGAGAAGUGCGGUUCUGGACGAUCAGUUGCUCCGAUCAGACAAGGUUUUGUUGCUCGUGUAGGCCUUAGGCAUGAUCCUUCAUAUUCUGGUUUUGAUUAUAUAUUUGCAUGCAGGAGUAAUAAUCUCUAUCUCGUUGUAGCUUAG
This is a messenger RNA of Fragaria vesca subsp. vesca, 1638 nucleotides long. RefSeq lists its product as uncharacterized. The coding region runs from base 1 to 1638 and encodes 545 amino acids. The record is from RefSeq and is a predicted model, not a curated record. The transcript is spliced from 4 exons. NCBI's taxonomy places the organism in Eukaryota, Viridiplantae, Streptophyta, Magnoliopsida, Rosales, Rosaceae.